This is a messenger RNA of Phialemonium atrogriseum, 820 nucleotides long. RefSeq lists its product as uncharacterized. Lineage: Eukaryota; Fungi; Ascomycota; Sordariomycetes; Cephalothecales; Cephalothecaceae. The record is from RefSeq and is a predicted model, not a curated record. Bases 11 to 784 code for a protein of 257 amino acids. The transcript is spliced from 3 exons.
GAAGCCCCGGAUGGGCGAGAGACUCGGAUUACGAUUCAGCUGUCUUUUCCGCAAACGAAACCCCGAAAUAUUUAAUGUGAGAAAGAGAUACUCCUGCGGAAUGACGUCUUUUAGCACCAUAGCCAAGGUCCGAGAACAUAUCGUCUCACAACACAGGAGAGAAGCUAGCCCUGGAAUAUCCUGUCAAUGCUGCAAAGCUGUUUUCACUACGCUGAAUGACUUGGACAUACACAAUCGAGCCCUACCAUCCGAACGAUGCAUUCACAAAGAACUUGACCCCUUGGAUGGCAUUUCUAGCGACAUAUUCAGCGAGUUGACCGGUCACAAAAGGUCAUAUGGAAGAGACAACAGGGAGCAAUGGUCAGAACUGUGGAAACUUGUAUUUCCCAGGGACAAUGACUAUGACGUGGGGCUGCCAGAUUACCACGCAGUAAUGGAACACUUUGAGCUGAGAGACCAAUACCUCAGCUCCCUGCCACACCUGUUUCUGUCACUCGACAACGCCGACGAACACCUAGAAACCAAGAUCAGAAGCCACUUCCUCCAGGUCUGCAAGGAACUUGAGUGCAAAGCCAAAGAUAUGGACUACGUCAACGACCAAAGCCGGCGCAGAGAAAAGACGCGCCAUCAAUCCCCGCAACCCCAUUCCCUGGGCUCCAGACUACCCCUCAAUCCUGGCCUAGAGGGCUGGGGCCAUUGUCUCCGGGGCUUUAUGAGCCCACAGCAGAGAUGGGCAUCGAAGUCUCCGGACCGACAAACGACGACCCCGACCAGGAGGCGAUAGCGGUCGGUGGGGAUAACAUCACGAACGAGGCUUGGU